Fibroporia radiculosa is the source of this 894-nucleotide messenger RNA. RefSeq lists its product as uncharacterized. Bases 1 to 894 code for a protein of 297 amino acids. The record is from RefSeq and is a predicted model, not a curated record. NCBI's taxonomy places the organism in Eukaryota, Fungi, Basidiomycota, Agaricomycetes, Polyporales, Fibroporiaceae. The transcript is spliced from 17 exons.
AUGGACCUAUCCGGCACGAUGGGUGUCUUGUUUAUCGGAACAUUCAUUGCAUCAAUGAUUUUGGACGCAUUCCAUGUUGUUCUCAUCUUUCAUGCUAUGUACUAUUAUAUGGUACUCAAUUUCGAUGACCCGGCCGCUCUCCAGGAAGCGAUCUGGAGUUUCAAGGUGCAAGACAUUUUCGGUGCCAUAUGUGUAUCCUCGGUACAGACUCUAUAUGCGAUUCGCAUUUGGAAAUUGGAUGCCGUUGUGCACAAGAAUUCACCAUUUCGUCGCGUUUUGCCUGUUAUCGUUAGUUUCCUUCUGCUCGCAGGAUACGCGGGCAGUCUGUCAAUUUGCUACGAAAUUGUUCGGCCCUCUACUGUUGCCGGAAUUGUGGCCAUACAGUGGAUGAUCUAUUUACCUGCGGCCGCAUGGGCUGCUGUGGAUGUCAGCAUUGCAAUCUCCAUGUGUUAUCUCCUGGCUCGUUCACGCACAGGCUUUGAGAGGACGGAUUCCACAAUCAUGUUGCUCAUGUUAUUCACGCUGAACACUGGCGUCAUUACAAGUAUAUUGUCUAUUUUCGUUAUCAUAACGAGAGCUGCGUGGCCUGAGAAGUUAGUCUUUGUGGCUUUUGUAUAUUCACUUGUGAAAAUGCACGUGAACUCGUUCAUGGCUAUGCUCAACGCGCGACGGUUUGUUCGCAACUAUCACAAUGCGCCUAAUUAUGCCCAGGAUGGUCUUUCGACGCCACACGCUACCAACGCUGCCAACAGCCAACUUGAAUUCCGUGCGGGACGCGUGCCCCGGACCAUAGACAUUCAUUUAGGAAAGGUAGUAAAGGAUGAAACCUUGUCAGCGGGACUGAGCACGGAUUCGGAUACGAGGUCGCUCAUCGGAAUCAAAUCAACCGUCUGA